UCUCUCUCUCUCUCUCUUCCCCUCCCGCCCUCUCUGUAUAUAGACACAAACGCACAUCUCAGUAGUUAAAAGUUCAUUAUUGCACAGCAGUCAAGCCACAGUGUUCUCAACCGGAAACCCCCAAAAUGGACGGAAGCCCCGAGAAUGGCCUGAACCAGAUGAGGAGAUCGGUCGAGAAGCUGGGCUCUUCUACUGAGACAUUUGGCGACGCAACGCUGAUGAGGUUCUUGAUUGCGAGAUCAAUGGACCCUGAGAAAGCGGCAAAGAUGUUUGUCCAGUGGCGAAAAUGGAGGGCUUCAUUUGUCCCAUUGGGCUUCAUUCCGGCCUCUGAAGUUCCCGACGAAUUAGCAGCUCGGAAGAUUUACUUGCAGGGUUUAUCUAAAGACGGGUACCCAGUCAUGAUUGUGAAAGCAAAGAGGCAUUUUCCCCCUAAGGAUCAACUCCAGUUCAAGAAAUUCGUGGUUCAUCUGCUGGACAAAACAAUUGCAAGUUCUUUUAAAGGAAGAGAAAUAGGAAAUGAGAAGUUGAUUGGAGUUCUUGAUCUGCAACAAAUAAGUUACAAGAACAUUGAUGCUCGUGCAUUAAUAACUGGUUUUCAGUUCUUGCAGUCAUACUAUCCCGAGCGAUUGGCGAAGUGUUAUCUUCUAAAUAUGCCAUGGUUCUUUGUGAGCGUUUGGAGGAUGGUUUCCUACUUCCUUGAAAAAGCAACUCUAGAAAAGGUUGUGAUAGUAAGCAAUGAAGAUGAAAAGGAGUUGUUCAUCAGGGAAGUUGGGGAAGAGGCCCUACCAACAGAGUACGGUGGGCGGGCAAAGCUUGUAGCUCUGCAAGAUGUUGUGCUGACCCCGAAGGAGAAUGAAGAAGAAGUCUGAUGUGAGAGAGAUGCUCCCAAAUCCCAAUUUACGGGUCACAGCAAGUUAUCAUCAUCUUCUAAUUGUAGCUCAUCUAUUGGUCUCAAUCUCAUCAAAAUAGUUUAUUAUAAUGCAGCUGAUACAGCUUUUCUACUAGUCAAUAGAAUAAUACUCUGCUCUGCUGAACCGAACUUCGUUGAUUAUAAUUUCCAGUUAAUGUGCUGAAAAUUCUGUUGGAAGCUUCAGAAUUUGGUCAAUGUCUCAUUGAAAAGAGAGAAUGAGAGAUCCUGAAAUGAAACGUUGGUUUGUGGUA
Diospyros lotus (date-plum) is the source of this 1161-nucleotide messenger RNA. RefSeq names its product sec14 cytosolic factor. The record is from RefSeq and is a predicted model, not a curated record. The coding region runs from base 126 to 869 and encodes 247 amino acids. NCBI's taxonomy places the organism in Eukaryota, Viridiplantae, Streptophyta, Magnoliopsida, Ericales, Ebenaceae. The transcript is spliced from 6 exons.